AUGAAAUAUUUCACAAUAUUGCGCAAUAAGAAUUCAUACAUCGGGAAGAAAGUAACGUUUUGCAAAUAGAGCGAUUGUUUUAUUAACCGAUUUUAUUACUAUAUAAAGUAUUUUAUAUUUAUGUGUAUAUUUCUGUGCUGCAUAUUUUAUUCUGAAUAUAUAUUUUUUGCGCUGAAAUAAACAGACAUUCUUGCGGUCGAUAAGGUAUAUCGAUUACAAUUUUCUUUGCGAGCAACAUAAAUCACAAAAGUAGACCAGUUAGCACCAUUUUUAACAAGAGUACACAGGAAUUUGUUUCGAAAACAAAAUGGCACUCGUCUUCUACCCAACAAGCUCAAAGUGGCUCAGAUAUGAAGAAGUCACCUCUCGAGAGCAAACGAAUGAAGACAAAUUUAAAGAACAAUUUAUGUUUAGUAUUGACAAACGAAGAUAUGCUGAACGUGCAGGCCACAAAUGUGGCAAAAAAUUCAAUAAUGGAUAUACAAGAAAAGUAUCAAUGCGAACCAAUUCAGGUUGCAUCCAGGGAUGGCGAAGUAAGAAAUCAAUUGACAAAAGAUCAAUCAAGUUAUUUAGUUCUGACAGAUACAGAAAUGUUCCUCAAGAAAGAUUUAUCAGAGGAACCAAUCGAUCUGAACCCAUGGUGCAAGGAGUGGACAACUUCUUGCUUAGAUGAAGAAUUACUUUCCUCAAAUUUAGAUGUGCAACACAUGUUUUGCAUAGAUCAUUUCACAAAUUUGCAGACAUUACAAGAUCCUAGAUCUUCAACAGAACUGUCCACGAGUCAACCAACCACAGCUAUUUUCGAACAUAAAAGUAUUCCCAAGGACGAUAUAAUAUAUGAUUUUGAUCAGCACAUAUACAGCAUAUCACAUGAUAAUGAAAAUAACAAUGUUUUAUCACCAACAUUCAUAAACAAUGAUAUAGAAGAAAUGGACUUGUCUCGGCAAGUAAAUGAUUCAAAAACAUGGGAAUCCGAGAUGCAAAAUGUCGAAAUCAUUCCUAAUGAUAAAUUAGAUAGUGCAAGUUUUUAUCUGAAUAAAUUUGAAACAGAACAAAAUAACGAGGAAUCUCCAAAUCCAACUUUAAUUUUAUCUCCAGCUGAAAGUGAUAUAUUCUUUGACACUUACACUGUUGUUGAUCCAAUGGACAAUUUUCACUCAUUAAAUAACAGAUCCGACACUACUAUCGAAAAUUUAGAAUCUCCAGACCUUAAUAAUCCCUCAGAUGAAGUGUUUGUGGAGCAGUCUAUUGAUCUCAGCUUUAUAUCUAAUGACAUACUUGAAAGUGAUAAAUUAGAAACCAUUACAGCAAGUGAUAAUUGUCUUUUGUCUAGAUUUUCCUUAAUUGAUUCAAGUAAACCUUUGUUGAAUAUAAAAUUGGUACCGGAGAGUUCAGAUUGUUUAGUUAACACUCCUGAUGUCAUCGACAAUGCCAUGUCAUUGGAAAGUGAUUUCAACCUGCUUUCCUACAUAGAUAACGAUACUACAAGCAUUAGCUCAGUUUCAAGUGAUGCAACUAAACAUGUACCAGUUAACAAUUUUUGUGCAAUUAAGGCUAAUAAUAAAAAAUCUAAACAUCGACAUAACUUAUCUAUUGAGUCGCACCUGUCAACAACUUUAAAAGCCAAGAAAAAGCAAGAGAAAAGAGGGCGCCCACCUAAACUUCCGGGGUCUUCUAUAAAAGUGGAAUUCUUUCCUGGAGAAACUGAAGAUGAUUUUAAAUACAGAGAAUUAAGAAAUAAAAAUAACGAAGCAUCUAGAAGAUCACGAAUGCUGAGAAAAGAACGUGAAACUCAGAUUCUUACAACUUUGCAUGAUCUUGAGAAACACAAUCAACAAUUGAUCAAUAGUGUUUCACAUCUCGAAGAAGAAUGUAAAAAAUAUAGAAGCAAAUUAUUAGAUGCUAUGUCGAAAUGAAUAUAUUUACUGUAUACUUGUUAAUUAUUAAUAAUCAUGCCCUCAAAUAUAUAUCGGAUGAUUAGAUUUUAUAUCAUUUAAAAUUAUUGAAUAUUUACAUAAAUUUUAUUUAGAUAUUAAUUAAAAUGUAU
Ctenocephalides felis (cat flea) is the source of this 2047-nucleotide messenger RNA. RefSeq lists its product as uncharacterized. The transcript has 6 exons. Gene Ontology annotation, biological process: DNA-templated transcription; regulation of transcription by RNA polymerase II. Lineage: Eukaryota; Metazoa; Arthropoda; Insecta; Siphonaptera; Pulicidae. Gene Ontology annotation, molecular function: RNA polymerase II cis-regulatory region sequence-specific DNA binding; DNA-binding transcription factor activity, RNA polymerase II-specific. The record is from RefSeq and is a predicted model, not a curated record. Bases 351 to 1916 code for a protein of 521 amino acids.